Blastomyces dermatitidis ER-3 is the source of this 484-nucleotide messenger RNA. RefSeq names its product ATP-binding cassette. The record is from RefSeq and is a predicted model, not a curated record. Gene Ontology annotation, molecular function: ATPase-coupled transmembrane transporter activity; ATP hydrolysis activity; ATP binding. The coding region runs from base 201 to 401 and encodes 66 amino acids. Gene Ontology annotation, biological process: transmembrane transport. The transcript is spliced from 3 exons. NCBI's taxonomy places the organism in Eukaryota, Fungi, Ascomycota, Eurotiomycetes, Onygenales, Ajellomycetaceae.
CGAGAUCAUACAAAUAGAUGGAGAGCCGAUUUGUUCUAGCUCUGCGUCCGCGAACCUUUUUAUUGAGUUUCUGCUCUUGUUCGUCUGUCUUUGGUGAUGUUUGAGAACUGGUACAGCUAUGGGAAGAAGAGCUUUUGAGAACUCAGAGCAAAUCAAUAUAUCGGGCAAGCACUUAAUUGAUCGAUACACCUGUAGCAGCUAUGUGUAGCUUGUCUGGUGGCGAACUGCAGCGUGUCGCGAUAGCAGGAGUGAUUCUCAAAAACUCGAAGAUUGUCCUCCUGGACAAAGCCACCAGCAGUCUAGACAGCGAGAUCGAAGCAUCGCCUAUCUACUGUCAUGGAUGCGGAUCAGAUUCUUGUAGUGAAGGAUGGGAGGAUUUUGGAGAGGGGAACACAUUCUGAACUGCAAAGGAUAUUACUAUAGUCUGUGCAAACUACAAUGUAUUUUUUACAGUUGACCUGAUGGAGAACCAAUCAGAUAUUUA